Penicillium malachiteum is the source of this 1476-nucleotide messenger RNA. RefSeq names its product Zn(II)2Cys6 transcription factor. NCBI's taxonomy places the organism in Eukaryota, Fungi, Ascomycota, Eurotiomycetes, Eurotiales, Aspergillaceae. Gene Ontology annotation, molecular function: zinc ion binding; transcription cis-regulatory region binding; DNA-binding transcription factor activity, RNA polymerase II-specific. Gene Ontology annotation, cellular component: nucleus. Bases 1 to 1476 code for a protein of 491 amino acids. Gene Ontology annotation, biological process: positive regulation of transcription by RNA polymerase II. The record is from RefSeq and is a predicted model, not a curated record. The transcript is spliced from 6 exons.
AUGCGAUCCACCGAGGCUGCAUGUUUAACAUGUCGGCAAAAAUCAAGACGAUGUGAUCGAGCCCGGCCGAUGUGCAAGCGUUGUGUCAGCAAGGGACUGCAAUGUGGCGGUUAUCCCGAUAAGUUUAGAUUCUGUGGGAUCGCUAGCCGAGGCAAAUGGAAGAAUCAAAACGCGCCCGUUGAGCAGCUCUUGUCAUCAGCGGAUAGUCAGAUUCAAAACGCCUUGAGCACCUCGCCCACAGAGUCAAAUACUUUGGGCAGCAAUGUCCCCUCACAGACUCUCACUCCUAAUGACAAGCCUGAGAUUGAAAGAGUGUUGGAGUCGACAGAAACAGAAGUUCUCCUCUCACACUAUGAUCGCGUUAUCUGCCCACAUCAGAUAGCUCAACAGGUCGAAAGUAAGAAUCCGUAUCGGCUUUAUGUUCUAUCACUGGCAUAUGAACAAAUCGGACUAUUGUACUCCGUCCUUGCACUGUCGGCCUGUCAUUUGGGUCAUUUGAAAUUUUACAGAAAUCUGUAUGAAGAUAUCGCUGUGGACUACCGGCUCAAAGCUAUCACCGAACUGGGUACUGCAAUCAGAAAAGUGGGAUCAGGAGACUUCAGUGCAAAUGAGAGGGACGGCGUUUUUGCCACUAUUCAAAUUCUUCUUCUGCAUGAUAUUUGCGAGUCGGGAAUCUCAUCACAAGGGGCCCAUAUCUCUGGUGCUAUGUCGAUCUGCUCUCAGCUAAUGCUAGAUCAGCAUUUGACUGUUUCCGACGAGCGAACGGUCUUCUUUCUGGGAAACUUGGCCUGGUUGGAUAUUAUUCGAUCAUUUUCUGCUUCUGGAAGGCUGUGCUUCCCCCAACCACUUCGCGAAAAACUCCUAUCUUUAUGUGACUUGCGCUUUGAGUCUGUGAAUGGCUGUCCGCGCGAAUUAGUCCUUAUCAUUGGAAACGUACUUGAGCAAGGCAAAGCCCAUUCAACGGGUCUCAUUGGUACUAAUGAGUUCAAGGGGAGUUUACAAAACUCGAUACAAAAGUUCUUUCUGUGGGACUCCUCUCGCUGUUUUUACCCAAACGAAGAUCCUCUUUGGCUUUCUGUUGCUGAGGCGUAUCGACAUACUUGCAUUUUACGCACACGCCGCCUACUAGAUGAAAUGGAACCUGCCACUAAACCUCAUAUACAGGAGUCAGUCAAUGCUAUUCUGGAUUCUAUCUCGAAGAUCCCAGCAACCAGCCCUUUGAUUGAACUUCUGGUACUCCCACUCUUCAUGGCGGGUGCUGACUGUCUUUCUCUGCAUUCGAGACAUUAUGUCCUAUUAAGACUUGGAGAUAUUAAAGCCCGGUCGGAGUUUGGCGGUACAGCACCCCAAACAAUCCUCGAAAAGGUAUGGGAAGCACGGGCACAACAAUCACUCCACGACAAAAGCAACAUUCCGUGGAUGCUCUUUACACAGAAUGCCGACUCAAUGCAUCAAGAUGACUAUCUGAUCAUCUGA